CAACACCUCCGCGGGAAAGGUUGAUCCAUACCGCCAUGUCCUCUUCUUCACCAUCGCCCACGCAGUCUCGGCCUCCACCAUCCUAUACCACAUCGCUGCUGUCCGGGGCGUUCGCCGGUUUCGCAGUCGAUGUGUCCCUCUUUCCCCUUGACACGCUCAAGACCAGGGCCCAGUCUGCACAAGGCUUCGUCAAGGCAGGCGGCUUCAAAGGAGUCUACAGCGGGCUUAGUAGUGUCGUCGCUGGCAGCGCCCCAGGAGCGGCCACCUUUUUCACAACAUACGAAUCGCUCAAGCCAGUCUUCUCCUCGCCUGCCUCUCCCGUCACUCUCUCGCCAGCGGCAUCGCACAUGCUCUCAGCCUCGUUAGCUGAGACGGCGGCAUGCCUGAUACGUGUACCUACAGAGGUCGUCAAGUCACGCAUGCAGGCAGGCGUCUCGAAGGGGAGGAUAGGUGAAGUCAUCGGAAGGAUACUACACAGGGAAGGACUCAGAGGUCUGUGGAAAGGCUUUGGGACAACAGUGGCUAGAGAGAUCCCCUUCACUUGCAUUCAGUUCCCACUGUAUGAGCGUCUGAAGCUUCUGCUACUUCAACGGCGGCAGGCUUCCACCUCCGCCCUCACCAAAAAGCCGACAACGCUUCCCACCUACCAAGCAGCGGUCGUAGGCUCCUUUUCUGGAGGCUUCGCUGCUGCCUUGACGACGCCCUUGGACGUAGUCAAGACGAGGCUGAUGCUGGCAGAAAGAGUAGGCGCUACACCACCAGCAACAGUAGCUUCCUCAGAGCAUCGCGCACCCACAGGGUCCACUCCAGUCGGCGUCAAUCAGAGAUUCUUGCCGACAUUGCUCCACGUCUACCGGUCAGAGGGCUUUAGGGGUCUGUUUUCCGGCGUGCUGCCGCGAACAAUCUGGAUCAGUCUGGGAGGCGCUGUCUUUCUUGGCAGCUUCGAACUGGGCGUCGAGCUGCUAGAGCGGGACAGCGUCUCAGUACGAGACGAGACCUCGGUAGCAACGGCUUAAGUCGCGUUCCCGUGCUGAAGCGCCGUGUGAAGGUCAACGACAAUGUAGGCAGAGACAAUGCCGUUACAAAAAGGAUUUCACGUGUAGAUGUUGCUGCUGCAUUGCCUUUACCUCUCCUCUCGAUGUGUCUAGCAGACGGGUAUCAUGUGCCAGACCCGGUCGAUCCGACAACAGCUGCUCUCUUCUCCCUGAUACUCCACAAAAUGAUAAGACCAUCUCCACACUUCUCAAUGUGACCUCUGAUGCUCUUGACGUACUCUUUCUCUUCUCCGCUCCCUAAUGUGUCCAGAAAUGC
Microstroma glucosiphilum is the source of this 1311-nucleotide messenger RNA. Its product is annotated as mitochondrial carrier. Gene Ontology annotation, cellular component: mitochondrial inner membrane. Lineage: Eukaryota; Fungi; Basidiomycota; Exobasidiomycetes; Microstromatales; Microstromataceae. The transcript is spliced from 3 exons. The record is from RefSeq and is a predicted model, not a curated record. Gene Ontology annotation, molecular function: S-adenosyl-L-methionine transmembrane transporter activity. The coding region runs from base 36 to 1016 and encodes 326 amino acids.